Messenger RNA from Anguilla rostrata (American eel), 3442 nucleotides. It is a transcript of the gene ccdc124, whose product is annotated as coiled-coil domain containing 124. NCBI's taxonomy places the organism in Eukaryota, Metazoa, Chordata, Actinopteri, Anguilliformes, Anguillidae. Gene Ontology annotation, biological process: transcription by RNA polymerase II. Bases 256 to 921 code for a protein of 221 amino acids. The record is from RefSeq and is a predicted model, not a curated record. Gene Ontology annotation, molecular function: transcription coactivator activity. Gene Ontology annotation, cellular component: nucleus. The transcript has 5 exons.
AGACGCCUUAAAAUAUAACAUAUUUGUCUAAUCUACUGAAUAAUACGUUUGUAUAAAGAAUCUAGCAUUACUUGUUUUGAAAUACUUGUUUUUAUAUGAUACUGUGAGAGAUCAACGCAUACCCUGUAUAAAAAUAGGAUCAACGUGCAUUCUUUCCUCGAGCAGGCAAGGGUACGGACAGCUAUUCAAUGUACAACAUUGGCCUGUAGAAGGCUAGCUAGCUAGCUACACAAGCUGUAAGGGACCCUUGGAGGAAUGCCGAAGAAGUUCCAGGGAGAGAACUCCAAGUCGGCCACCGCAAGGGCUCGCAAGGCUGAGGCCCAAGCAGUGGCAGACGCUCGCCGUAAGCAAGAGCAGGAAGACGCGCUGUGGCAAGAAAGUGACAAACAUGUGCUGAAGAAGGAACAGCGGAAGGAUGACAAGGAGAAGAGGCGCCUGGAGGCCUUGGAGCGGAAGAAGGAGAACCAGCGUCUCCUGGAGGAGGAGGCCGCCAGGCUGAAGGGCAAAUCGACCAAGGAGGCCUCGGGGGGCAAGGUGACGCGGUCCCAGAUCGAGGACGUCCUGAUCAACGAGCAGCGGCAGCAGCGGCAGCAGCAGGAAGAACCCAAAGAAAUAACUCACCUGGACACCCCCUUGGAACAGAAUGUGAAUCGUAUUGUUCCGGAAGAAGACGAUGACAGAAUUGACGCCAGAACUAUCGAGGAUGCUAUCGCAGUACUAAGCACGGUGGAGGACGUGGACCGCCACCCGGAGCGGCGCAUGAAGGCGGCCUUCGCGGCCUUCGAGGAGCUGCACAUGCCCCGCGUCAAAAUGGAGAACCCCAACAUGCGGCUGUCGCAGCUCAAACAGCUGCUCAAAAAGGAGUGGACGAAGUCUCCCGACAACCCCUUCAACCAGCGGUACACCACCUACAACAAGUGACAAAGAGGUUUUUAAAAAAAUGAAUAAUGAGGGAGCUUCCUAUCGACCACAUUGUCACACAGUGGAAAAAUCAUCCAGUCAGAUUAUCACAUUUGCCCAAUAAAUAAAUAAAUAAAAAAGCAGCAUAAAAACCCAAGACCCCUAACUUUUCCUCGGCUGUGAUAUGCAACCGUUCGAGCAGUGUCCAAGCUAAGCUAGAAAAAAAAGGGUUCCCCAGCACCUUGCUCUGUCUCUGUACCUCUCUCCCACCACUCCCGGGUCUUUCUCUCUCUUUUUAUUUCUCCAGUACCUCAGCGCUGCACGGCCUCCUCUGGCCUAUCGGUCUCUAAUGCGGCUGUGUUACGGCUCCCGCCCAGCUCUGCAGCCGGAGCACAGCAUUCAGGCUAACUGCUGAUCGCUGGGGGGGCGGGGCUCCAACAUCCAGGCAAAGUGAAUGUGGGCUUGCAGGUCUGUAGGUUAUGUAACGAACCAGAGGGAAUUUCCGACUGUAGGGAUGUUGCUCGUCCACAACCCCCCUCGCAGUCCCCCAUCAUUAUUGUGCAAACACACUGUGGGGGAUCCCAGAUAACCUGGGGGGGUCUCUCCAUAGGUCACGCCUAACUGCUGGGCCGUGCGCACCACCUGCGCCUAUGUGGCACUUGACGACAGUGUGUCGUCAAAUCACCCAUCUAAUAUUUAUGAGCAGCUGAGUUAUUUGUGAUUGAAAGUUAGCUUGUUGCAUAAGUGUUCUAGCUAUGUGUGUACUUAGUACUUAAUCAUUUUAAAACACAUGGAUUAAUAAGUAUACAUAUGUGUGUAUGUAUAUAUAUAUAUAUUUAUAUACACACACACACAUAUGUAUCUAAAAUCUAAUUUAUUUGUAAGUUGAGUUAGCACAGCGGCUGUUGCGCGUCCCUUGGGGUUUCGGGCCUGUGUUGGAUGGGGCUCCCAUAUGCUCCUUUUAGCCGUACACGCCACCUCGCGAGCCCCAUUUGUCAGGAGCAUCUGGAGAGCAGCGUCGCUGCCAGUCCCAGCCUCGCCAGGGUCUGAUCACUUUGCUGGGUCCCGCGCACAACCUUCUUGUCUUUAAUGGGCUCAGGCCUGAGGCUGCCGCCGCUCUGCUGCUGACACUCCCCUUAUCGCCUUAUUGGUUCAUGGCCAGUGAUCCGAUUGGCUGGUCAAAUUGUUAUUUUUUUUUCCAUGUUGUUUGCACAUUCUUUAUAAGGGCCUAGGUUUACAAAUGGGCGAUGGCCGAUUUAUCAUGUGAAGAUAUCUGUUGUUCCCAAUGAAUAAUUCUUCAAUUCAAGGAUCAAACGGCUACCCAAAUGUAUCACGUGUCAACUGAUUGAAGUGGGGAGAGGGGGGGGGAUUUAUGCAAAUGGAGACUAACAAAUGAUGGUUCAUCAUCACUGUUUUUUCAAUGGCACAAACGGAUGUAAUUGCUAAAACCAAUAAACCAAUCUCAGUCAAACCUGCAAUCCUGAGCACUUCACGCAAUGGUGUUUUAUCAUAGUCUCCCUCUUUCAUUUUGCCACGGGAUCAAUAUCGUCUCGGCUUCCUUCAGUUUCUCCCUAACAUGUAGACGUUCAGUUCUUUAAUUGACAGCCCACUCAUGGAAAUCAAUUCCAUCUUGAAAUUAAACCCACUUCUGAGUGAAACAAACUUAAAUCAAUCAUCUUGUCAGUUGUGUUUGAAGAACCAUAAGCUGCAAGACCUAAUGCAGUGAAUCCAGUUGGUAAGUGAACGCAAUGUAGGAAAGAUAUGCAUUUUUUAACCAUAUCAGUAGAAAGCAGACUUUCUCUCACAUUUGCAUGGCAUUUAAAUGCAUUUCCUGACUAACACGUUCAGUCAGCAUUUUUAAUUUAGAGGAUUUCUUUGGCUUAGCUCCUGUUUGAACAGUUGGGAAUAAAAAUGUAAACUUCUUUUGUGGUGCAUUUCUCAGGAAUUUGUUUAAUGCCAUUUUAUAGCUUCAGUCAUAUUGUCAUUAUUGAACAAUAUUAACUGAAUUGCAUUUAGAAGAGCCAGCUUGUGUAACCGUAUGAAAGGUGAAGUGACCAAUGGAUACUCCUAAGGAGAAUAACAGAAACAGUAAUGUAAUUCUUUCCACCUGGAGGGUAUUGGUGUUCUCGCUUCCCUUGUCAUAGAUUGAAAUUUAGCAGAAUAAGUGCCCUUUCUCUGAUUUCAAAUUCAAAGCAUUACUAUAGAAAUAGAUUUAAAAAAUUUUUAAUACCAGUGGUCAAAUUGCAAAUUGAUGAUCAGAGGAAGUGUAGAGAGUAUAAUUAUGUUACACAGUGUUUACAGUGGCUUUUCUUUCCGAUAGCUAGCACUUAGGCCAACUUAUUUAUGUACUGAAUACAGUUUGCUUCCAUGUGAUACUAUGUCCAACUUAAGAUAUAUUCAGAUAAUACAAAAGGGAACUUGACCUGGACAGAAGAACGCAGGAUAUAACUGAGAGACCGCUUGUCAAGCACUCACUGUAAACCCCCCAUGUAACUGCAACCCUUCUUAAUAAACUCUGGAAAUUACGUUUCAUUUUGCAUAA